UUAACUCUUGACCUCUUAAGGGCAUGCUCGUCCGACUUCAUCGGGACUGUCUGUUGGCUUCAGAGGACCGAAAUGAUAUUUCGGAGAGUGUCAGUGUCAUCUUACUAGUCAAAAAUAUGUAAGUGUUUAAAUAUUUGCUUAUUUGCUCCAAACUCCAAAAUAAUUUGACUUCGUUGUUCGGUGUUAGGGGUCGUUUGUAAAUUAAGUCACGCUAAAAAUGACCUUUUUUAGACCCCGCCCUCCCACCCUGUCACGAAUAUUCACAAAUUCUUUAACUCACCCCCCCCCCCUCCCGUGUCACGUCACACCUAAAAAAUUUAAAAACAUACAUACAAUUUUCAUAACUAAACUAAGAUUUUAUUUUAUUCUUUAAAAUUUUCCCAUAAUGGAUUAAGAUGUAGUAUUAUUUUCGAACCGUUGAAUCUGUUGUGUUGUAAUUAUCCACUCAUGGCAAUGAGUGUCUACUUGUCUGGCCAAGUCUCUCACUUGAUCCCACCAAUAGUGUAGCUAAUAUCAACAGUUAAUAAUACAGCCAACGUCAACAGGUUUUUAGCUAGAUAAGAGUUUAUUUAACACUACUCCACUAACUAUUGUUGAUGUAUAAUUUCAGAAUUGAUAAUCAAAUCACUCUAACCAAACACUACUCAAUAUAGAAAUCCAAACAGUUCAUCCAGUAUAUCCGCCAUCAAUCUUCCAUCACAACAACCGCCAUCUCUAUCCUUCCAUCAACAACCAAACUGACGCGUCAUAUCCCCAUACACAAUUACGUUACAACACUCUCUCACAAACGAUACAGCUACACAUAAAAUCUCUAACUCAACAUCUUUCCCUAUCAAACAUGAAAACAAUCAUCUACACAUAACAACAGUGAUUCUCAUACCCUUGACAAUUAUUAGAAAACUGAGUUUCAUAGUACCUAUAAUACCUGAGUAGUGAUAUACGCACGAAUCAGGGCGUAAAUUGGCGGGUGAAGGACGGGUGAGCCCGCCAGACCCGCCAAGGGGUAUAACCCGAUAAUUACUGUCUUAUAAAAGUGACCUCCCUUUGUUGUCCGAGUGUAAUUAUUGUUGUAUUGAUUAUAUUAAUUAUUGUUGUCCGAGCGUAAUUAUUGUUGUAUUGAUUAUUUUUUGUAUUGUGUAAUUAGAGUUGUACUGUUGUAAAUGAUUUGUAAUUAGUUUGAUUAAUGACGACAUCAAAGAGAUAACAAAAGAGGAAUUGUUUUUUAUAUAUUACUUUUAUUAUAUUUUAUGACAAGUGCAUGAUUCAACAGAAUCAUGAUUGAUUCAACAGAAUCACAAUUUUAUUGCAUAAUUUUAAUAUAAGUGGUUCUCAAAUUUCUAUUGAGUGGUUCUCAUUUUCUCUAAUGAGUGGUUCUCAUAGUGUUUUGGUUGCAUAAUUUCUUAUAUUUUUAAUUAGUUUUCUUGUAUAUUUUAAGUGGUAAUCACGAUGUCGGGGUUGAUUUUCUAAUAAGUGGUGCUCAUUAGGUGUGACUCAUAACGAGUUUUCUUCUAGUUAUGGAAUAAUUCUGUUGCAACAGGAUAAGUUUAUUGAAUUUUAUUGAUGAGUAAGCAAAUAAUUCUCAUUUUCAGUAGGUUCUCAAAGUGUUUUGGUUGUAUAUUUUCUUGUAUUUUAAUGAGCUUUCUUGUCUAUUUUAAGUGAUUCUCAAAGUAUGGGGGUCAUUUUUGGUUGCAUUUUAAUAGGUUCUCUUAUAUUUUUAAUUAGUUUUCUUGUAUAUUUAAAAGGUCAAGGGCGGGUCAGGGUUGAUUUUCUAAUAAGUGGUUCUCAUUAGGUGUGAAUCAUAACGAGUUUUCUUCUUGUUAUGGAAUAAUGCGGUUGUAACAGGAUAACUUUAUUGAAUUUUAUUGAUGAGUAAGCAAAUAUUUCUCAUUUUCAGGGAUUCUCAAAGUGUUUUGAUUGUAUACUUUCUUGUAUUUUAAUUAGUUUUCUUGUCUAUUUUAAGUGAUUCUCAAAGUAUGUGGGUCAUUUUUGGUUGCAUUUUAGUAGGUUUUCUUAUAUUUUUUAAUUAGUUUUCUUGUAUAUUUAAAGUGGUUAUCACGAUGUCGGGGUUGAUUUUCUAAUAAGUGGUUCUCAUUAGGUGUGACUCAUAACGAGUUUUCUUCUUGAUAUGGAAUAAUUCUGGUGUAACAGGAUAAGUUUAUUGAAUUUUAUUGAUGGGUAAUCAAAUAUUUCUCAUUGUCAAGGGGUUCUCAAAGUGUUUUGGGUAUAUUUUCUUGUAUUUUAAUUAGUUUUCUUGUCUAUUGUAUAUGGUUUGGUAGGCAGGACAGGUGGUUUUAAGCUUCUUCUUGACAAGUUGAGGACCGAGUAGGGUCCAAAUUAGAGAUAUUGUAGUGUGUUGUUUAAAUUUUUUAGGCUUAGUGGGUUAUGUUUUGUAAGCAUGACAGAUGUUUUAAGUUUUUUCUUGGCAAUUUUGAGGACCGAGUAGGGUCCUAAUUAGAGUUAUUGUAGUGUGUUGUUUACAUUUUUAGUCUAGGGGUUAUAUUUUUUUAAUUAUCAGUGACUUACAAGGCAUACCAUCACCACACCUGCGCUCACAAGUCACGCUACACCGCGCAUUGUAACCAAAGGCCACAGCUCGUCCAUUGUUCACAUUUCCCCGCUACGCUUGUUAACAAAAGGGCUGACGUGUUCUGUGAGUGGCGGGGCGCUCUGGUUAGACCAUAAACAAAAAUGGCGCCCGGGGAGCUAGCUACAAGAAAUUUUAAAAGUAGUGUUGUGUAUUUUAUACUGACAGGGCUCCCUCGUGGUUCUACCAGAUAUUCUGACAGACUUCAUAUCAAGCACUAGGCAUUCCACUGAGAAUAAAACGUAAGAAAUGUAUGGAUUAACCAUGUUUCCCAUGUCAUCCCCCAACCUUCAUGAUUCGUCCGACUAUGGGUAGACACCUGCACCUGAGACAAAUCUAACAGGUGGUUAGUACAAGGGAUCUCAUCUAUUGGACUGGGGGAAUGAGGGGUGUUACUAUAGCAGGAGUCUGGGUAUUAACAGGUAGUAUAUUAGAAAGAUUUAGACCCAUUUGUUUAGAUGAAAUUUUUCGAUGGUCUGAGGGUAGACACAACCAUUACAAGUGCCCAUAGGGGCGGGGGAUUGUAAGCGAUACGGGGGUAAAUGAAUUUUAGUGACAAGGGUUCUAAAAAAAUUUUUUUUUUUUUUUAAUUUGUAAUGUUUAUUAGUAAAGUAUAUACAUCAACAACAGAUAGAAAAUAACAGGAGUCAUACAUUUUAAUUGUUUUUUUAAUUGUCCGAUACAAACAUAGUUAUUUUAAGUCAUACAUUUUAAUAGGUUAUUGACAUUAUUUUUUAAGAGGUAAAGACGACCCUUGUGUUUUUACAAGCGUUCGUUUGUCCAGGUGUUGGCGUUAUCUUGAGGCAACAAGAAUGGAUAGGGCGCCAAAGCCGACAAAACCAAUAGCAGUAAAUAAAGUACAUUUCCAUAUCUUUUCAGCCAGUUCCGAUUGAGCUGGAAAAAACUCAACGAAUCCAUCCUGAAAAUUAAGAAUAAUACAUAUAGUUAUAGUAAGACAUAUGUUUUUUCUCUUUGUGUCCAACGAUAACGUAUAAUUUCCAGACGGAAAGCCUUGCCUAGGGCAUCUAAACUAAUAUUUUUUAUUAACUAUACGAUAGUCUUUAGGUCUACUUAAAACUAUAAAAAAUAAAAUAAUUACCCAUCCUCCAUUGUCGAGAAUCCAUUUUCCAAGUUUGUUAGCAACAUAUUUUCCAACAAAUAAGGCAAACUUCUUUUGGUAAGGUAUGGACCUCGAAGAAUAGGAUUCAUUUAUGUUAUCAGAUUGUUCAUUUUUAUUAUUGUCAAUGUAAUACUUGACAACUCGUGCAGCAAAGGCAUAAACAGCAACAAGCCUUCCCCAGUUUACUUGUCCAUCAGCAAAGAUUUCAUCCGCAACAAUAACAAAAGUUGGAAAUGCAUUUGUUUCAUCUGGUUUUAGUCUGUUGACCAACCCGGUAAAAACUAAAUCAUGCCGAUCUGACAGCUCUUUCACAGUACGCCGUAAGGUGCGACAAUAUUUAUUGGGAGGCUUUUUAGGAUUCACUUGAUCAAAAGUAAUAAGUAAAUCUUCUGUCAUAGACUCUGCCUCACGACAAAUUUGAUCCAACGGUGAGUUGGAGAAUGUCUGGGGACUAGCUUCCAUCACGCUUGCAAUAUCGACUUAUAGUGUUAUGUAUCACUUUUCCACACUGGGAACACAAAAUAUUAAGUAAAAAAGGAAAACGGCUAUAAGAAAAAAGCCACUUUAAAGUUUAAAUUUAGAUUGUUAGACAUUUUAAAUCAUGGCCCAUUUCCUUCACAGGAGCAGUCAACUUGUCACGGAUAAAGGCAAAAUCCGUUUCAACACUUUCUUGAUUUCGUUGAAACGAUUGAUCCAAUCCCGAGGUUAACAUUGUCAGCAAGAAUAACUCAGACUGAGUUGUAUCAUCCCACUGACUCAAAAUAUCCGCCUGCUCAGCGGGGGUAAAAAUGCCCCGUUGUACCAGACCACUGAGAAUGUAACGGGGAGUUAAGUUAUCCACUAGAAAUGUCCAAUUUUUAAGUAGGAUUGUUUUAUCUGUGUGGUUCAUACUUGUUACUCUCCCUCAACACCAUGUGUAGUUUGCGCUGAACCUGAUAAAAUAAAGCCAGAGGUUCUCAAUCAAGGAAGAGGGUCAAAUGUUAAACGGGUCUCUCAUCUAUCCUACAACUCGAUUAUUUUCUUUUUAGUCUAGUUCACAAAGGGUUCGUAUCGCAAACACAAGUCUCUUUAACUUUCCAACCGCGUGGGACAUCGGGAUUUUCACAAGUGCAAUCGUCACGAAGGUUACGCUACCAAACGUUCAAAUCACAACUAACAUCGCAUGAACAGCGAUCGACUCGUCUGUACAAGAGUAUUGUCGGACCACCAGGAAUGAAAAGGCUAGAAGUUUGGGGUGGAUUAUAUACACACUACAACAAUGAUUGCGCGAGCCAGCGCAAGCGUGGUCAAUGACCGGGUAAUGACCCUUCGGGCGAGUCUAAUACCGCCCCACCCCCCUUGUUAAACGCUUAGUACCGAUGUACCUUCCCAUCUCUCCCCCCUCAGCUCGACUCUAAUCUUUUUUCCAACCCACCGAUCAACAAAGUACCCUCCCUUUCCCAACCCAACUUUACGAGGACCAGCUACCAUAACAUUUAAAAACUUAACACUCUUGGUCGUCUCACAUCGACGCUUAAAUUUGUCUGUCCCCACCACACCUAAAAAAUUUUUCACCCUUUGCAAACUUUACAACAGACCCAUCUACCACAUCAUGACACCCCGUUACUAGGUUCGUUGUCCCCGUCACAACUAACAAAUGUGCCUCCCUUCAAACUUUAAAGCAGGCUCAGCUACCUCAUCAUAACACCCCGGUUGUGUUUUGUCUUGUUUCUCAACUAACUUUCUGUCAAACUUACCAACGACGGAUACAUCUGGAUUUUUUCAAAGACAGUUUUUAAUUUUCUCAAAUCCAGUUUUUAAAGUUCUCAUGUGCAACUUUUAAUCUUUACCACGCAGUGUUUUAAUAGUUACCAUGCAACUUUUAAUUGUUACCAUGCAGUGUUUUAAUUUUGACUAUGCAAUUUUUAAAGUUCUCAAAGGCAACUUUUAAUCUUUACCACGUAGUGUUUUAAUAGUUACCAGGCCGUGUUUUAAUUUUGACCAUGCACUUUUUAAAGUUCUCAAAGCCAACUUUUAAUCUUUACCACGUAGUGUUUUAAGUGCUACCAAGCAGUGUUUUAAUUGUUACCAUGCAAUGUUUUAAUCGUUAAGAGCCACACAUUUCAUGUCAUCUACCCACUCAACAUCUUUCCAGCCAACAUUACCCGUCAAAACUUUACGAUGGUCAUCUACCAUAUCAUAUACCACGUUAGUGUUUUGGCUUCUCUGACCACAGACAUCUGUCUUCGUCUCUUCUAAGAGCUCUCCCUACCUCCAUCUUUUCUCUAAUCAUCUCAACUCUUUCAAUAUCUUUCAUGCUACCACAGCCAAGUCCACAUUCAAACUUUAUUAAUAUGUCCAACUUCACUCAAACAUUACUAUGUAUUACUUGAGUCUCAUAACACUUCUUAACCUUACUGUUUUUAACUUUUCAUCGACCCACAGAACCAAAGUUCAUAUCAACUAUUGUAGCUAAACUUUUCCAACACAACUAUCGAAGUGUCCUCAAACACAUAACUUCCAUUUUUUCGAGAUGACCGACUACCCAACCACUUGUAUUCCACGGUUAUGUACCACUUACAUGACUAGAGAUUACACUAGGCCUUCCAUUCAUCUCAGGGACCCAGGGCGUUUAUCCCAUGUAACCUACACACUUAUGAUGCAAUCUCCAAAACACACAACUCCUAACUUACAUCUUACAACUAAAAACUCGCCAAACAAUCUCCAAAACUCACAUGUCACAAUUCACAACUCGCAUGUCACAAUUCACACUUCACAAAACACAACUAACAGCUCACAAAUCACCACUACCAAGGUUUGACCAAUAGACAAAAAUAACAACAACAUAGUAAAAUAAAACUUAAAGGGCAAAAAAUGAUAAAAAUAUUUCCUCCUCCUCCUCCUUGUCGGAUACUGACGAAGCUGAAUUUAGUGUCCUCUCACAACCAACCUACUUUGCUCUGAACAUUUCUUUCUCCCCCUUCUCAGAAAAUUUCCUCCUCGCUUAACCUCCGUUGAUCUGAUCCUUUCCUCCUCCUCCUCAUCCAAAGAAACUGAGUUUAAUCUCCUCUCCCCUACACCCUUUUUUGGUCUAAGUAUUUAUUCUUCCUCAUCCUUCUCUCAAAUAAGCCUCUAUCCCUAAUAUUUUUUGGUCUUAUCCUUUCCUCCUACUCAUUAGAGCCUAAUGAAGCUGAGUUUAGUCUUCUCUCAACCCCCAACCUCCUAUGUUCUGAAUCUUUCUUCUUCCUACUCCUCCUCAAGAAAAAGGACUCCUCGACCUCGCAACCCCCAACCUGCUGUCUUCUGAAGCUUUCUUCUUCCUACUAAUCCUCAAGAAAAAGGACUCCUUCUACGAAAUAUUUUUAUCAUUUUUUGCCCUUUAAGUUUUAUUUUACUAUGUUGUUGUUAUUUUUGUCUAUUGGUCAAACCUUGGUAGUGGUGAUUUGUGAGCUGUUAGUUGUGUUUUGUGAAGUGUGAAUUGUGACAUGCGAGUUGUGAAUUGUGACAUGUGAGUUUUGGAGAUUGUUUGGCGAGUUUUUAGUUGUAAGAUGUAAGUUAGGAGUUGUGUGUUUUGGAGAUUGCAUCAUAAGUGUGUAGGUUACAUGGGAUAAACGCCCUGGGUCCCUGAGAUGAAUGGAAGGCCUAGUGUAAUCUCUAGUCAUGUAAGUGGUACAUAACCGUGGAAUACAAGUGGUUGGGUAGUCGGUCAUCUCGAAAAAAUGGAAGUUAUGUGUUUGAGGACACUUCGAUAGUUGUGUUGGAAAAGUUUAGCUACAAUAGUUGAUAUGAACUUUGGUUCUGUGGGUCGAUGAAAAGUUAAAAACAGUAAGGUUAAGAAGUGUUAUGAGACUCAAGUAAUACAUAGUAAUGUUUGAGUGAAGUUGGACAUAUUAAUAAAGUUUGAAUGUGGACUUGGCUGUGGUAGCAUGAAAGAUAUUGAAAGAGUUGAGAUGAUUAGAGAAAAGAUGGAGGUAGGGAGAGCUCUUAGAAGAGACGAAGACAGAUGUCUGUGGUCAGAGAAGCCAAAACACUAACGUGGUAUAUGAUAUGGUAGAUGACCAUCGUAAAGUUUUGACGGGUAAUGUUGGCUGGAAAGAUGUUGAGUGGGUAGAUGACAUGAAAUGUGUGGCUCUUAACGAUUAAAACAUUGCAUGGUAACAAUUAAAACACUGCUUGGUAGCACUUAAAACACUACGUGGUAAAGAUUAAAAGUUGGCUUUGAGAACUUUAAAAAGUGCAUGGUCAAAAUUAAAACACGGCCUGGUAACUAUUAAAACACUACGUGGUAAAGAUUAAAAGUUGCCUUUGAGAACUUUAAAAAUUGCAUAGUCAAAAUUAAAACACUGCAUGGUAACAAUUAAAAGUUGCAUGGUAACUAUUAAAACACUGCGUGGUAAAGAUUAAAAGUUGCACAUGAGAACUUUAAAAACUGGAUUUGAGAAAAUUAAAAACUGUCUUUGAAAAAAUCCAGAUGUAUCCGUCGUUGGUAAGUUUGACAGAAAGUUAGUUGAGAAACAAGACAAAACACAACCGGGGUGUUAUGAUGAGGUAGCUGAGCCUGCUUUAAAGUUUGAAGGGAGGCACAUUUGUUAGUUGUGACGGGGACAACGAACCUAGUAACGGGGUGUUAUGAUGUGGUAGAUGGGUCUGUUGUAAAGUUUGCAAAGGGUGAAAAAUUUUUUAGGUGUGGUGGGGACAGACAAAUUUAAGCGUCGAUGUGAGACGACCAAGAGUGUUAAGUUUUUAAAUGUUAUGGUAGCUGGUCCUCGUAAAGUUGGGUUGGGAAAGGGAGGGUACUUUGUUGAUCGGUGGGUUGGAAAAAAGAUUAGAGUCGAGCUGAGGGGGGAGAGAUGGGAAGGUACAUCGGUACUAAGCGUUUAACAAGGGGGGUGGGGCGGUAUUAGACUCGCCCGAAGGGUCAUUACCCGGUCAUUGACCACGCUUGCGCUGGCUCGCGCAAUCAUUGUUGUAGUGUGUAUAUAAUCCACCCCAAACUUCUAGCCUUUUCAUUCCUGGUGGUCCGACAAUACUCUUGUACAGACGAGUCGAUCACUGUUCAUGCGAUGUUAGUUGUGAUUUGAACGUUUGGUAGCGUAACCUUCGUGACGAUUGCACUUGUGAAAAUCCCGAUGUCCCACGCGGUUGGAAAGUUAAAGAGACUUGUGUUUGCGAUACGAACCCUUUGUGAACUAGACUAAAAAGAAAAUAAUCGAGUUGUAGGAUAGAUGAGAGACCCGUUUAACAUUUGACCCUCUUCCUUGAUUGAGAACCUCUGGCUUUAUUUUAUCAGGUUCAGCGCAAACUACACAUGGUGUUGAGGGAGAGUAACAAGUAUGAACCACACAGAUAAAACAAUCCUACUUAAAAAUUGGACAUUUCUAGUGGAUAACUUAACUCCCCGUUACAUUCUCAGUGGUCUGGUACAACGGGGCAUUUUUACCCCCGCUGAGCAGGCGGAUAUUUUGAGUCACUGGGAUGAUACAACUCAGUCUGAGUUAUUCUUGCUGACAAUGUUAACCUCGGGAUUGGAUCAAUCGUUUCAACGAAAUCAAGAAAGUGUUGAAACGGAUUUUGCCUUUAUCCGUGACAAGUUGACUGCUCCUGUGAAGGAAAUGGGCCAUGAUUUAAAAUGUCUAACAAUCUAAAUUUAAACUUUAAAGUGGCUUUUUUCUUAUAGCCGUUUUCCUUUUUUACUUAAUUUUUUGUGUUCCCAGUGUGGAAAAGUGAUACAUAACACUAUAAGUCGAUAUUGCAAGCGUGAUGGAAGCUAGUCCCCAGACAUUCUCCAACUCACCGUUGGAUCAAAUUUGUCGUGAGGCAGAGUCUAUGGCAGAAGAUUUACUUAUUACUUUUGAUCAAGUGAAUCCUAAAAAGCCUCCCAAUAAAUAUUGUCGCACCUUACGGCGUACUGUGAAAGAGCUGUCAGAUCGGCAUGAUUUAGUUUUUACCGGGUUGGUCAACAGACUAAAACCAGAUGAAACAAAUGCAUUUCCAACUUUUGUUAUUGUUGCGGAUGAAAUCUUUGCUGAUGGACAAGUAAACUGGGGAAGGCUUGUUGCUGUUUAUGCCUUUGCUGCACGAGUUGUCAAGUAUUACAUUGACAAUAAUAAAAAUGAACAAUCUGAUAACAUAAAUGAAUCCUAUUCUUCGAGGUCCAUACCUUACCAAAAGAAGUUUGCCUUAUUUGUUGGAAAAUAUGUUGCUAACAAACUUGGAAAAUGGAUUCUCGACAAUGGAGGAUGGGUAAUCAUUUUAUUUUUUUAUAGUUUUAAGUAGACCUAAAGACUAUCGUAUAGUUAAUAAAAAUAUUAGUAUAGGCGCCCUAGGCAAGGCUUUCCGUCUGGAAUUUAUACGUUAUCGUUGGACACAAAGAGAAAAAACAUAUGUCAUACUAUAACUAUAUGUAUUAUUCUUAAUUUUCAGGAUGGAUUCGUUGAGUUUUUUCCAGCUCAAUCGGAACUGGCUGAAAAGAUAUGGAAAAGUACUUUAUUUACUGCUAUUGGUUUUGUCGGCUUUGGCGCCCUAUCCAUUCUUGUUGCCUCAAGAUAACGCCAACACCUGGACAAACGAACGCUUGUAAAAACACAAGGGUCGUCUUUACCUCUUAAAAAAUAAUGUCAAUAACCUAUUAAAAUGUAUGACUUAAAAUAACUAUGUUUGUAUCGGACAAUAAAAAAAACAAUUAAAAUGUAUGACUCCUGUUAUUUUCUAUCUGUUGUUGAUGUAUAUACUUUACUAAUAAACAUUACAAAUUUUAAAAUUUUUAGAACCCUUGUCACUAAAAGUCAUUUACCCCCGUAUCGCUUACAAUCCCCCGCCCCUAUGGGCACUUGUAAUGGUUGUGUCUACCCUCAGACCAUCGAAAAAUUUCAUCUAAACAAAUGGGUCUAAAUCUUUCUAAUACACUACCUGUUAAUACCCAGACUCCUGCUAUAGUAACACCCCUCAUUCCCCCAGUCCAAUAGAUGAGAUCCCUUGUACUAACCACCUGUUAGAUUUGUCUCAGGUGCAGGUGUCUACCCAUAGUCGGACGAAUCAUGAAGGUUGGGGGAUGACAUGGGAAACAUGGUUAAUCCAUACAUUUCUUACGUUUUAUUCUCAGUGGAAUGCCUAGUGCUUGAUAUGAAGUCUGUCAGAAUAUCUGGUAGAACCAAGAGGGAGCCCUGUCAGUAUACAAUACACAACCCUACUUUUAAACUUUCUUGUAGCUAGCUCCCCGGGCGCCAUUUUUGUUUAUAGGCUAACCAGAGCGCCCCGCCACUCACAGAACACGUCAGCCCUUUUGUUAACAAGCGUAGCGGGGAAAUGUGAACAAUGGACGAGCUGUGGCCGUUGGUUACAAUGCGCGGUGUAGCGUGACUUGUGAGCGCAGGUGGGGUGAUGGUAUGUCUUGUAAGUCAAGAGUUGAAGUCAUUGAUAAUUAAAAAAUAUAACCCCCUAGACUAAAAAUGUAAACAACACACUACAAUAACUCUAAUUAGGACCCUACUCGGUCCUCAAAAUUGCCAAGAAAAAACUUAAAACAUCUGUCAUGCUUACAAAACAUAACCCACUAAGCCUAAAAAAUUUAAACAACACACUACAAUAUCUCUAAUUAGGACCCUACUCGGUCCUCAACUUGCCAAGAAGAAGCUUAAAACCACCUGUCCUGCCUACCAAACCAUAUACAAUAUACAAGAAAACUAAUUAAAAUACAAGAAAAUAUACAACCAAAACACUUUGAGAACCACCUGAAAAUGAGAAAUAUUUGAUUACUCAUCAAUAAAAUUCAAUAAACUUAUCCUGUUACACCAGAAUUAUUCCAUAUCAAGAAGAAAACUCGUUAUGAGUCACACCUAAUGAGAACCACUUAUUAGAAAAUCAACCCCGACAUCGUGAUAACCACUUUAAAUAUACAAGAAAACUAAUUAAAAAAUAUAAGAAAACCUACUAAAAUGCAACCAAAAAUGACCCACAUACUUUGAGAAUCACUUAAAAUAGACAAGAAAACUAAUUAAAAUACAAGAAAGUAUACAAUCAAAACACUUUGAGAAUCCCUGAAAAUGAGAAAUAUUUGCUUACUCAUCAAAUGUGUGUGUGUGUAGUGCGGUCGAAUGGCCUGUCCGUUGCAAGGCAGACGGGUGAAAAGAAAAAAGCAGAAAUGGCGCCCGAUGUGACCAUUAUCACAACACACACAGACUCCUGCUAUAGUAUAACCAGAGAGUCAAAUACCUGAGACGACUUGGAUUCAAAACCUGAACUUUGGUUCUGUGGGUCGAUGCAAAGUUAAAAACAUUAUGGUAAAGAGGUGUUAUGAGACUCGUGUAAGACAUAGUAAUGUUUGAAAGAUGUUGGACAUAAUAAUGUUUGAAUGUGGACUUGCCUGUGGUAGCAUGAAAGAUGUUGAAAGAGUUGAGAUGAUCAGAAAAAAGAUGGAGGUAGGACGAGCUGUUAGAUGAGACGAAAACAGAUGUAUGUGGUCAGAGAAGACAAAACACUAAUGUGGUAUAUGAUAUGGUAGAUGCCCCUCGUAAAGUUUUGAUUGGUAAUGUUGGAUGGACCGAGGUUGAGUGGGUCGAUGAAAUGAAAUUUGUGCCUGGUAACGAAUAAAACACUCAUGGUAACAAUUAAAGCCAUGCAUGGUAACAAUUAAAACACUGCGUGGUAAAGAUUAAAAGUUGCCUUUGAGAACUUUAAAAAUUGCAUGGUCAAAAUUAAAACACUGCAUGGUACCGAUUAAAAGUUGCGUGGUAACUAUUAAAACACUGCAUGAUAACUUUAAAAAAAAACUGCGUGGUAACAAUUAAAAGUUGCAUUUGAGAACUUUAAAAGUUGCAUGGUAACGAUUAAAACACUGCGUGGUAAAGAUUAAAAGUUGCACUUGAGAACUUUAAAAACUGGAUUUGAGAAAAUUAAAAACUGUCUUUGAAAAAAUCCAGAUGUAUCCGUCGUAUGAGAAUCACUUAAAAUAGACAAGAAAACUAAUUAAAAUACAAGAAAGUAUACAAUCAAAACACUUUGAGAAUCCCUGAAAAUGAGAAAUAUUUGCUUACUCAUCAAUAAAAUUCAAUAAAGUUAUCCUGUUACAACCGCAUUAUUCCAUAACAAGAAGAAAACUCGUUAUGAUUCACACCUAAUGAGAACCACUUAUUAGAAAAUCAACCCUGACCCGCCCUUGACCUUUUAAAUAUACAAGAAAACUAAUUAAAAAUAUAAGAGAACCUAUUAAAAUGCAACCAAAAAUGACCCCCAUACUUUGAGAAUCACUUAAAAUAGACAAGAAAGCUCAUUAAAAUACAAGAAAAUAUACAACCAAAACACUUUGAGAACCUACUGAAAAUGAGAAUUAUUUGCUUACUCAUCAAUAAAAUUCAAUAAACUUAUCCUGUUGCAACAGAAUUAUUCCAUAACUAGAAGAAAACUCGUUAUGAGUCACACCUAAUGAGCACCACUUAUUAGAAAAUCAACCCCGACAUCGUGAUUACCACUUAAAAUAUACAAGAAAACUAAUUAAAAAUAUAAGAAAUUAUGCAACCAAAACACUAUGAGAACCACUCAUUAGAGAAAAUGAGAACCACUCAAUAGAAAUUUGAGAACCACUUAUAUUAAAAUUAUGCAAUAAAAUUGUGAUUCUGUUGAAUCAAUCAUGAUUCUGUUGAAUCAUGCACUUGUCAUAAAAUAUAAUAAAAGUAAUAUAUAAAAAACAAUUCCUCUUUUGUUAUCUCUUUGAUGUCGUCAUUAAUCAAACUAAUUACAAAUCAUUUACAACAGUACAACUCUAAUUACACAAUACAAAAAAUAAUCAAUACAACAAUAAUUACGCUCGGACAACAAUAAUUAAUAUAAUCAAUACAACAAUAAUUACACUCGGACAACAAAGGGAGGUCACUUUUAUAAGACAGUAAUUAUCGGGUUAUACCCCUUGGCGGGUCUGGCGGGCUCACCCGUCCUUCACCCGCCAAUUUACGCCCUGAUUCGUGCGUAUAUCACUACUUACCUGACGCAAUUUCGACCUCAAAUAAUGUUUUCUUUAAAUUAAUUAAAUUUUAAAAAAAACUUGACGUCACAAAUUUUUGACCACCCCCUCCCCCUGCCACAGUGUCCCGAAUUCUCGACCCCCCCCCUUCCCCCUGAGCCUGACGUUAUUUGCGAACGCCCCCUCAGUGAGCUAUGAUUUUGGAUGAUAAUUUAGUGGUGUAAACUGUUACCACUCGCCCAAAGCCAGUCAUGAAACAAUAUUUUGUAGGCCAUUUUACUGUAGAAGAUAUGCGUUUCGUCAAAAAACCUCUAAAAAUAUAUAUAUAUUUUUUUUAAUAUCUAAAGCUUUAGCGCUCACUUAACUCCAUCGGUAAGUGUUUGUUGUGUUUGUGUUUCCAUGUCACAUGUGUCAAACUCAAGGCCUGUGGGCCACAUCCGGCCGGCGUACAAUUACAUCCAAGUCAACGCUAACAUUUUGUUAUCGUUCAGUGUCUUUACAAAUAUCGUAGGUCCUAAGGUCAAUCGGGGUCCGCUAAUUGAUGUCAGAAACUGACAAGGACAGGAUUUUCGUUUUCCAAAAAAAAAAUAAAAAAAAAAAAUAAAUAAAACGACGUUUCCAAAAAUAGAUUCCUGGUGAUUAGAAUAAAAUCAGAGGUAAAUUUAUCAUUCCGGACUUUUUUUUUUCUUUCUGCCACUUGCCAAUAUAUUCUUCUUCUUAUAUUUGAGGGGCCCACGAUCAAUUUGUUGAUCAUUCUGGCUCCUGGUUUAAAUUUUAGAGUUUGCCUUCUCUUAGAUGGGUUGCCAUCCAAGGCUAACGAGUCCCAUCCACCCGGGCUGCUUGGGAUGUUGGCUUUGGUAGGGAAUUGUUCAAUAGUCCAGACCACCAGCUAUUUGGGUUGAGACAGUUUAGACCGCUCGGCCACCCAGCACCCAAAUUAAUAUUAUUAAUUAUUAUUAUGAGUUAAAAUGUUUUGCAGAUCAUUGUAUCUCAAUCUGGCCAUUGCUUGUACAGUGCGUGUAGACUUUUUUUUUUACAGUGGGCAGAAAGUUUUUCGGGGUGUGGUGACGCCAUUGUCACGUGAUAUGCACACUGCGUAAGUUGAUAAUAAUUUUUUUUAUUUUUUGAAAAGGACAGGGGCAGUUUGGAUAAAUCGUCGUUCUUUUUGUACAAAUAAUGGUUGGCUAAUUGGUUCGAGUUAUUUUCUCAAGGAAAAACUCGAGAGAGAAAAUAACGGAGCGGUCCAAGGGUGGAUUCACGAUAUGAAAGGAGUGGGGGAACUUGGGAAGAGGGGACAAAUUUUCAUUUCACAUGAUUGAAUGCAUGAUAAAAAUCAAUGUUGAAUUCACGAUGAAAACACAUCUACUCGUAGCGCCUUGAAGGGCGCACUUCCUUCUUCUCCCCCCCCCCCCCCCCCCAAGUGAAUGCUACUCGAAUCCUUUAAGUGUCAUCGCUGCCCUGUUAAAUUAUAACCUGAAUGAUAUUUAACUAGUUUAAGCGUGGCCAGUCGGGAAGCAGUGGCGUUACUUCAGGAUUUUCAGGAUUUUUCACACACACACACACACACACAAAAGGGGUGGGGUGGGGUGGGGGGGGGAGAGACUAAAACUUGGUCAGCUUGUUAAGUUGUUUUGUUUUUUUUACUGGAGGCGCCACAGUGCAUAGUAAUUAAAAUACUUCUGCGAAUUCAAGGGGGAGAAUGCCCCACCUUGCCCAACCCAAAAUGACGCCCCUGUCGGUAAGCAGAACUUAAAAAAAAAAAUUCACAUUGUGGGUGCGGUUAGGGGGUGGCUGGGUUAUUUGUUAUUUCAUUUGUGUUAAGGUGGGCGAGAGUAUGACUUUGAAGUACCUCACAACGACAGUAAUCAAUGUAUGGUCAAGUCUUACAUCCUUUUUUAAAAAAAAUUUGAGGUUAAAAUCGAUUUGAAAACUCAAUGAAAACAGCAGCAUGCGAUGAAGCGAGUGUUUCUCGGUAAAGGGUGUGACGUCAUAGUAUAGUCUUUUCAUUGACCCUCAAAUCGAAGUGGUGAUCUGUCUUGCCAGGUACACGUAGGGUCAACACUUUGGCGUUUCUGGUUCAGUUUGCCAAAUGGGAAACAAUAUUACUAUUUUCAUUUAAAUGUUUAGACUUCAUCUUCAAACAAUAAUUGCUUGCUUGAUAUAAGGUCAAGAUAUAUCAAAUACGACUCAAAUCCCAAAUAAUCUUAUCGCCGUAUGGCCUCAGUUGGUUUUUUUGUUGUUGGUGGGAAUAAGAUAGAAUUGGGGUGGGAAAACUACGGCCCCCGGGCCGCAUGCGGCCCGACAACCGAUACUAUACGGCGCUCGAAGGCAUUUAGAAAAUUUAAAAAAAAAAUUCUGUUUAAGUUAUUUUGUUGAACUUUACAGAAUCUCAUGUACCGUUAUGAUUGUUUGAACAUUAUUCUAUGAAUUUUCUUUCUAAUCUUCUUUUUUUUUAAAAACAGUCCUUGACUUUUGUCAUAAUAUGUUAAAUGCGAAUUUACCGAUUUUAAAAUAGAGAAAUGUUAAAAAAAUGAAUCUCCAUGCGGCCCCCAAUAGCUUUGCAUUGGUCAAUGUGGCCCACCGCUCAAAAAGUUUGCCCACACCCGAGGUAGAGAGAAAUCAGAGGUAUUGCUCUCUGAAUGCUAUUCAUACGAGCCAAACUACUUUCAAAUAAAACGUCUCGUUUAAUAGCUACAAUAGUGGAUGGGUUUUUAUUUCUUCUUUUUAAAAAAAAAAUAAUGUUUUACUCUAGACAAUGGCGUCAUUAGGGGGUGUUGGCCGCACCGGGUGACCCCCUUUCCACGGAUGUAAAAUCAAAUGGGAAAUUGCAAAUCUGGCAAAGCUCACCCAAAUGUUUUUCCUAACGUAUCUACUAACAUGCAAUAGCAAGGUGGUAGAAUCCAGAUGGGGAUGACACCGUCAUAUUACCACACCAGAUGUCACAAAACCCUUCUGACGCCUCUGGCGCCUGUAUUACAAUCGACACUUUAUGGAUACAAAGACUAAUUAUUUUUUAAAUGCUGUUUUAAACAUCCUUUUUAACGUAUUGACUAAUGUCAAGUUAUUUGGCAUUAAUUUUUUUUUUUUUUUAAAUGACAUGACAUGGUAGGAAAAGAUGAGACUGGCUUCCCUGUCUGGAAUCACAGAGACAUGUUCGUUGACCAACAUCAAGCUCAUCAUCAUGGUCUGGUCAGUGGUGUGCCACGGCAUCGUGUCACAGACAUCUGCCGGCGACGGUGACAUUCCGGGUGACAGCGAGACCUCGCCUUCAGCUGGCCGGGACUGGGCCAAAGUGAGGCGAGACGACGCUGUCCAGAGAUACACUCCAUUUUCAGCGCGGAGUUACGGGUAAACAAAUAAAUUGUACAGCAUGAAUCUGUGAGUUAUAUCCUACUGUAGGCUUGUCAAAGACGUAAAACAACUAAUUUUUUUUAAAUAGAUUUAAUCAGUUUUAAAAACUAAUCUCAAAUCGGUGUGAAACGUCAGAGUUUGUUUGUUUUUGUUUUUAGAAUUCUAAAAAAAUAAUGAGAUUGGAAGAGAGCACCAGCAACUUCAGUGUAUUUUUAAAAAAAAUAUUUUUAAUAUUAUGCUAUCUUUACAAAGUUCUUAAAACGGACAAUUACCAUUAAAAAUAAAGAAGAAAUGUUUGCUUAUUAAAUGAACUAAACAAGUGUCCGCGGGCAAGGACGAACUUAAACGCGUUGAACCAAUGUAGCAGGAUUUCUGUAUUCAGAAAAAAAAAUUAUUAUUGUUUACUCCAGAACUGGUACCGCCGCCCAGAGAGUCGCUUUCCAAGGAGAAGAUCCUGUCAGAAAGAGGAGGAGCCUAUCGCCCAGAGAGUCGCUUUCCAAGGAGAAGAUCCUGUCAGAAAGAGGAGGAGCCUAUCGCCCA
Lymnaea stagnalis (great pond snail) is the source of this 17529-nucleotide messenger RNA. Lineage: Eukaryota; Metazoa; Mollusca; Gastropoda; Lymnaeidae. The record is from the annotation of a GenBank genome assembly.